AUGAAAUACGAAUUAGCUUUUCUACUUCCUUUAUUUGUGGCAAGUACGUUUGCAAAGUUAAACAUUCAAGGACAGCAACCAUCUGUCGCAGAAGAGUUUAGCGCCUUCGGCGGCGGUAAAGGUCCUAGGCUUCCUCACAAUGUAAGACCCCAUGGAAAUUUCCUCAAUAACAGGAGGGAUCUUUCAGAACUGUGUAGGAAAGACCACCAUAUUAUUGAAGCAUCCGGUGAUUUGCAUAUAUUGGGAAUCGAAUGUGGAAACAUUUCUGGUAGCAUUACAUUUAGCAAUUAUGAGGAUUCCGUCAUUGAUUUUGGUGAUUUAGAAAGUAUUGGUGGUGGUUUAAUUAUUGAGGGCUCUUCCUCAGUAGUUAAGAUUCAAGGUAGAAAAUUGAAAAAAGUAGGUGGUGUUUUUUUCAUCAAGAAUUUAACAUCUUUAGUUGCCAUUGAAUUACCUCUAUUGAAAUAUAUUAAUGCCAUUGAAUGGAAAGUGGUCCCCAUUUUAACCAAUGCUCGUUUAGAUGAUCAUGUGGAAGGGUUGACUAGUAUUACAAUUUCAGAUUCCUCCUUGGCUACAAUUAAUGGAUUUCAAAAAGUUGAUGAGUUAGCAAUUUUGGAUAUCAAUAAUAACAGAUUCCUGGAACGUAUUAAUACUAAUGUGAAAAGAGUCACCAAAGAACUUCGAGUUCAUGCUAAUGCCAAAGAAUUAGAAUUAGAACUACCUGAAUUGAAAUCUGCGAGAAACAUUACUGUUAGAGAUACUUCUUCUAUUGAAUUACCUAAGCUUGAAAAAGUGGAUAAUUCAUUAGAAUUUAUUGAAAAUCAAGUCUCGAAAUUGUUUUUAUCUAAUUUAAAAUCCAUCGGUGGUACUUUAGGUAUAAUGCAAAAUAGCCUUUUAUCAAGCCUUGAUUUGGGUAAUGUUACCGAUAUUAAUGGUGGUUUGGUAAUUGCCAACAAUACGCAUUUAGAAAAAAUUGAUUUUUUACAAAAGCUAAAGCAGAUUGGUGGUGCCAUUUAUUUUGAAGGUAGAUUUCAAGAUACCGACUUCCCAGAAUUGAAGUUAGUUAAGGGUAGUGCGUUUAUUAAAUCUAAUUCUGUUAUAUUAGAUUGUAACAAAUGGAUUACCCCGUUAAAUGGACGUGCCAUUAUUAGAGGUGGUAAACUAUUGUGCAUUUCUGGUCGUAAGCAAAAGACUCAAAAUAUUAGUCAAGAUGGUAAAGUCCUAGAUGAGAGUGAGGCAGGUAGUAAUGACCAGAAUAAUAAAGAUAAUAGUAAAAGCAAAAAUGGUGUCUUUUCUAAGAUUACAAGUUCUGGUAGUUCGAUUUUUGACAAUUUAAACAUGGUUUGGAUCUUUGGUAUUACUUGGGUAUUUUGUCUACUAUCCGUUUUCCAUCUGGGAUAA
Messenger RNA from Zygosaccharomyces rouxii, 1398 nucleotides. RefSeq lists its product as uncharacterized. Bases 1 to 1398 code for a protein of 465 amino acids. The transcript has a single exon. Gene Ontology annotation, cellular component: plasma membrane; fungal-type cell wall. The record is from RefSeq and is a predicted model, not a curated record. Gene Ontology annotation, biological process: ascospore wall assembly. NCBI's taxonomy places the organism in Eukaryota, Fungi, Ascomycota, Saccharomycetes, Saccharomycetales, Saccharomycetaceae.